This is a messenger RNA of Liolophura sinensis, 542 nucleotides long. Its product is annotated as small ribosomal subunit protein uS17-like. Gene Ontology annotation, cellular component: ribosome; cytosolic small ribosomal subunit. NCBI's taxonomy places the organism in Eukaryota, Metazoa, Mollusca, Polyplacophora, Chitonida, Chitonidae. Gene Ontology annotation, biological process: translation. The transcript has 3 exons. The record is from RefSeq and is a predicted model, not a curated record. Gene Ontology annotation, molecular function: structural constituent of ribosome. The coding region runs from base 252 to 485 and encodes 77 amino acids.
GCUAAAAUGAAAUUUUAUUCUUUCAGACGGAGAAGUGUUUCCAGAGGCAGCCUACAGUUUUCCUGAACAAGAAAAGCGUCUUGCUGUCUGGCAAGGGAGCUAAAAACUUGCGUUAUGUUCGCAAUGUAGGUCUAGGAUUCAAAACUCCACGAGAGGCCUCUGAAGGAACCUACAUUGACAAGAAGUGCCCGUUCACAGGCAAUGUGCAGAUCCGGGGCCGUAUCCUGACCGGGGUUGUGGCCAAGGUGAAAAUGCAGAGGACAAUUGUGAUCCGAAGAGACUACCUGCAUUACGUGAAGAAGUACAACAGAUUUGAGAAGAGGCACAGGAACAUCUCUGUCCACUGUAGCCCCUGCUUUAGGGACAUCAACAUUGGUGAUGUGGUAACCGUGGGAGAAUGUCGUCCUCUUAGCAAGACUGUGCGCUUCAACGUGCUCAAGGUGACCAAGAGUGCUGCUGCCAAGAAGGGAUUCUCCAAAUUCUGAGCACUUUCUGGAAAUCUCGAAAAUGAAACCCCAAUAAAGAAAAAAAAUUCUAUAGAA